CACUACUACUGCUAUUGGUACUGCUACUGGCGCUUGGUGUUGCCUGCCGGUGGUGGUAGUGAGUGCACGGCAUAUUUCGCUUCUCUCUUUGUAAGUUCACAGUACCAUCACACAUCUCUCCGCCGCUUGCUCUCACGAGCCCGAGAUCUAUUCACCUUCCUUCUCGGACGGUGGCUGGCCUUUAGGACCUCUUUGGUCUCGCAGCCGUUUAUCUCUUCUGUCCUCCUCUCUUUCUCUUCUCUCUUACCUCAUCUCUCCCUUUCCUUCCCUCCCCAUCCCACUCUCUCUCUCUCUCUCUCUCCCUCUCUCUCUCUCUCUCUCUCUCUCUCUUUCUCGCUCGAUCACUUUUCUUUCUAUUUGUUUCUCUUUUUCCUUUCAUUUUCAUUUUUUCCUUCGUGACUUCCGCAAAUUUUUUCCGUCAAUCCUUCUCCGUCCGCGUGCCUCAAACGUAAUUUGCUCACGACCGAAGGAAAAGUGCGUGUGUCUUCGCCGGCGCCGUGUCCCCGUAUGAACGAUUCAAUACUGGAGGUAACGGAAGAAAAAACCAGUAUCAAAAAAACUUGUCGCACAAGUACACUGCCUUGCGUGUCGCGUGUCGCUUUCGCGAAUAGUUUUGCGUGCACACGAACGCGGAAGAUCACUGAUUUUCCGAUCGAAAUUCCACGGAUUCCACGGUGCAAUCUCUCCGUCGCUGAUACGUUUGGGCAAUCAGAAUGUAUCGUCCGCUAUUCUUUCUCGUCUUCGUUUACGGAAGCAUUCGCGGAAUGCAAUUCCAGAACAAAGGAGAAGUACCUCGGCUGUACCAUCCGCGUUUCUUGAUGUACGAGGAGCCGUACAAUAUCGAGUUCAAGUAUCACAAUUACGAGCAGAUGAGCCGCUUUCUUCGCGCGACGUCCCUUCGAUUUCAAAAUCUCACCGCGCUAUACUCGAUAGGAAAGUCGGUGAAAGGUCGUGAUUUAUGGGUAAUGGUCGUGUCGUCCUCACCUUACGAGCACAUGAUCGGAAAGCCCGAUGUAAAGUAUAUCGCUAACAUACACGGAAACGAAGCUGUGGGACGCGAAUUAAUGCUACAUCUCAUUCAUUUUCUCGUGACAUCAUACGGAUCAGACGCAUAUAUCACAUGGCUUUUGGAUAAUACAAGAAUUCAUAUUCUACCGUCAAUGAAUCCUGACGGCUUUGAAGUCUCUAAAGAAGGACGAUGCGACGGUGGUCAAGGCAGGUACAACGCGCGCGGCUUUGACCUGAACCGCAAUUUCCCGGACUAUUUUAAGCAAAACAAUAAGAAGAGCCAGCCGGAGACCGAGGCCGUCAAGGAGUGGGUGUCGAAGAUUCAGUUCGUGCUCUCGGGCAGUCUGCACGGCGGUGCCCUCGUUGCCAGCUACCCCUUCGACAAUACCCCAAAUUCGCGAAUAUGUCGAUCGGCGCCACUAUGUGCAGUGUUUCAGAGUUUCACGUCGACGCCGAGCGUUUCGCCGGAUGACGACGUGUUUCAACAUUUAUCGUUGACGUACUCUCGAAACCACGGGUCUAUGUAUCAGGGAUUACCAUGCUCGCCGUCUCAGCCCGCAUUUAAACGUGGAAUUACUAACGGCGCCGAAUGGUACCCGCUUACCGGGGGAAUGCAAGACUUCAACUACGUGUGGAACGGCUGUAUGGAGAUCACCUUGGAAAUUUCUUGCUGCAAGUAUCCCCCGGCCGCGGAUCUGCCGCAUUACUGGGCGGAGAAUCGAGCGUCUCUGAUCAAAUUUCUAGCAGAGGCUCACAGAGGUGUUCACGGUUUCGUUAUGGAUGAAAAUGGUAAUCCUAUCGAAAGGGCUUCCGUUAAAGUGAAAUCACGAGAUGUCAGUUUCUCGACAACGAAAUACGGCGAAUUUUGGAGAAUCCUCCUGCCUGGCGUUUACAAGUUAGAGGUAUUUUCGAAUGGAUAUAUACCCCGUGAGAUAGAGUUUGUAGUAAUCGAACAACAUCCAACGCUCCUCAAUGUUACCCUUUACUCGACAAAAAGACAAUACGACGAUGAAAAUGGAUCUGUUUUAUACAACGGAAACAUCGGUGGAAGGCCUUAUCCGCAUCGUGAUCAUUCGUUACAUUAUCGACCCCAAUCGGGAAUUAAUACCGCGACCGACAGCACCAACAGCGGUAUCUUCUCGUCUAUCAGUAACGGAUUUAACAACUUCAUGACCAAUCUCUUUGGGUAAUCUCAAGAGACACAAUUAUUUAUUUAUUCCAUAUUAUACCGUGUAAAAUAAAAUAAAAGUAAGUUUAGUCUAUCUAUAUUUUACGGAUAGUCGGUGCAAAUAGAUCAUAAUUAAUCCGAUUAAUCGGCAAAAUACUGCCAAAUAAUAAUGUUCUACGUUAUCUCUCAUAUUAAGUUUGAUAUAUAAUCUCUAUCGUUGUUAAAUAUUUAUAUAUCAGGAAUGUGUAUAUUAAAAAGUGUACUUUUUUUAUUGCAUUUACAAAGAAAACGCAACUAUUUUUAUUUCAUAGUCAUACAGUCAGUAAUAUAUUAUAUAAUAUCUACGAUAUUUAAAUGUUCUAUAGCAGAGAUAAUUAACACAAUCGUUAAUUAGUCCCUUAGGUUUUAGUAAUAAAAGUGUUAUUUAUUAUUAAGCUCUUUAUUUCUUCUAUUUAUGAUAACAAUGUUCAAACACAGUUAUCAAAUAAAAAAAAGAAAAAUAAAA
Monomorium pharaonis (pharaoh ant) is the source of this 2681-nucleotide messenger RNA. RefSeq names its product carboxypeptidase M. The transcript has 10 exons. Gene Ontology annotation, molecular function: zinc ion binding; metallocarboxypeptidase activity. The coding region runs from base 714 to 2198 and encodes 494 amino acids. The record is from RefSeq and is a predicted model, not a curated record. NCBI's taxonomy places the organism in Eukaryota, Metazoa, Arthropoda, Insecta, Hymenoptera, Formicidae. Gene Ontology annotation, cellular component: cell surface. Gene Ontology annotation, biological process: proteolysis.